CCGCGUGACGUCUGAUGUGUGGGAACCAGGAAGUGGGAUAGCGCGGUUAGGGUUGGAUACGGAUAGCAUACAAGCAAAGAUUUGAAGCAAGUGGACGCAAACCGAAAGAGUAGGAUGAGGUUAUAUCUCAGGGGUUAGCAGAUGGACUUCCUCACUCUAUUUGCUGUAUAUGUUGUGGUCGUGUUGACUUGCAUCGUCCUUGUUUGCAAAUAUGCUGGUCAGGAGCAGACUGCCUUGGGGCGCCACUACGGCAGCCUGACAAAUGCAGUCUCUCCAUAUGUUCCACAAUGGCUGACAAGAUUAUGCAGUCGAGCUGUCCACAGGCUGUUUCAUGAAAGGAACAACCUAUUUAUUUACAUGCAUCUCCUGUUGGAAUGUGCAGUGUACACAGAGUACUCCUAUGAAGUGUUCGGAUACUGUAAGGAGUUGGACACUUCUCUGACAAACCUAUGUGUUCCUUAUGUGCUGUUGGUCUUGCAUCUCGUCCUUUUCUACCUCUGCUGUACCCGCGACCCUGGCACGGUGACAAAAGCUAAGCAUGCCACCCAGGUGAAAGUAUAUCCAUAUGAUGGAGAGCUCUUUCAUCCAGGAGAGACAUGUCCAACAUGCAACCUGGUGAAACCAGCCAGGUCGAAACAUUGCAGGGUGUGCAACAGAUGUGUGCAGCGGUUCGAUCACCACUGCGUUUGGGUGAACAACUGCAUCGGCGCCCAGAACACCCGCUACUUCCUGCUGUACAUGCUGAGCGUGUGUGCCAUGGCAGGGGACAUCGCCAUACUGACUGUGGACCUGCUGCUGAACGUGGUGGUCAGGACGGGUCUCCUGCACGCGCACUACGUUGACGCCCAAGGCCAGCAGCAGCCCACGGGCAUCGUCUUCAUUGUCCAGCAUCUCUUCCUGACAUUCCCCAGGAUUGUGUUCAUGCUGGGCUUCCUCAUCUUUGUCUUCUUCCUGCUGGCGGGCUACGCCAUGUUCCACCUGUUCCUGGCGCUGGGGAACCACACCUCUAACGAGUGGUACAAGGCACGGGGCCGAGGCUGUCAGCACUGCCACCCACACGCAGGGAAACACAACCACACACACUUCAACCCACUCAGGGGGUUUUACAGCAGGGGAGUCCUCAAGAACCUGAGAGAAAUCUUUGUUCCUUUGAAACCUCUAAAGAAAAAGAAACACAAGUGAAGCUUUGAACAAUUUUUUUAUGUUGUCACUUAAUAUUUUCUAAUGACUGCUGUAACUUUUUCAAAGUACAUGUACACAGAAUAAAAAUGUUUUUAUGAGUA
Messenger RNA from Sardina pilchardus (European sardine), 1283 nucleotides. It is a transcript of the gene zdhhc4, whose product is annotated as zinc finger DHHC-type palmitoyltransferase 4. Bases 142 to 1182 code for a protein of 346 amino acids. Gene Ontology annotation, biological process: peptidyl-L-cysteine S-palmitoylation; protein targeting to membrane. NCBI's taxonomy places the organism in Eukaryota, Metazoa, Chordata, Actinopteri, Clupeiformes, Clupeidae. The transcript has 7 exons. Gene Ontology annotation, molecular function: protein-cysteine S-palmitoyltransferase activity. Gene Ontology annotation, cellular component: endoplasmic reticulum; Golgi apparatus. The record is from RefSeq and is a predicted model, not a curated record.